Molecule: messenger RNA, 1905 nt
Organism: Exophiala bonariae
Lineage: Eukaryota; Fungi; Ascomycota; Eurotiomycetes; Chaetothyriales; Herpotrichiellaceae
Exons: 5
Coding region: 1-1905 (634 amino acids)
Biological process (GO): glycerophospholipid catabolic process
Cellular component (GO): cytosol
Molecular function (GO): A2-type glycerophospholipase activity
Source: RefSeq, a predicted model, not a curated record
AUGAUGUUCUAUCUGCCUGCCCUUCUUCUCGUUUCUGCGCCCAUUGCAAACGUGGCCCAUGCGCAGCAAGGAGCUGAUCCCUAUGUGCCUACCCAAGCCAACUGCACCCCUGAUGUUCAAGUCAGAGCAGCAGAAAAGGGUCUCUCCCAGGCCGAGCAGGACUGGAGACGUCUCCGCCUGGAGUCAGUCAUAGAAUCUUUGAGCAGCUAUCUUACUCGAACCAAUUUGACGGGAUUCAACGUUACUCAAUACCUGUCCAAAUUGAAUGCAACCAAUGCUCCAGUCGUGGGCCUUGCGAUCUCCGGUGGUGGCACUCAAUCCGGAGUCGGAGGCCUUGGUCUCUGGCAAGCAUUCGACGCUCGAUAUCCUCCAGCCGUCAAAGCUGGGACCGGAGGGCUCACACAAUGCCUUUCAUACCUGACAGGGCUGAGCGGUGGUGGGUUCUUGACAGUCAGCACAUUGGCCAGCAACAACUUCACAUCGAUUGAACAACUUCGAAAGGCGAUCAACUUUACAGAGGACUAUCUCGUGGGACCAACUGGAAACGAGACAGAGUAUUAUGACGAACUCUUCGAGAACGCCGGCGCCAAAGCUGAGGCCAACUAUUCCGUUUCCGUUGUCGACGUCUUUGGGCAGCAGUUUGGCCAGUAUCUCCCUAGAGAGUGGCGCUAUCGUUCAUAUUCCGAUAUAACCAGCAAGAACCACUCCUUCUCCCUCGGUACUGGUCCGAUGCCGAUAGUGUCUCUUGCAGAGGUCAUCCCUGGUCAAUCCCCGGAAAUUGGUGGGAUUAUGUAUCCCGGAAACAAUGCGACCAAUGCGUUCAAUCUGACCAGCUAUGAGAUCACUCCCUUCGAAUUUGGAAGUUGGCUCGGCGGACGCAUUCAAGCAUUUAUGCCGACCAAAUGGCUCGGAACAUCCAUGAACCGUGGAGUGCCUCAGGCGAAUGACUCUUGUGUCACAGGAUUCGACAAGUUCACAUUCGUCCAGGGAUCUACCGCCAACGCUUUCAAUUUCUGGUUCAUCGAUGCCUGGUACAACAUUCCUCUGUUCGCCAAGCGGUCUCUUCAAACCUUUGGUCUCCACAGAAGGCAGAGUUCUUCUGGCGGAAUAGUGAUCCCAGCGGAUCAAGCAGAUAGCCCGCUAGUACAGCUCGUAAAUGGGACCGCGGAAAACUUCGAACAAACUUUCAACGACUCGUUAUGGGCUACAUACCCAAAUCCAUUUCAGGGAUACAAUGCCGCCAUGACGGAUGUCACGGAGUUAUUACUAGUCGACGGGAGUGAAACCGGCGAGACUAUCCCUCUGCGACCACUGAUUGUUCCAGAGCGAGAGCUUGACUUCAUCAUUGCCUAUGAUGCCAGUUCGGACGCGGAGUACUCAUGGGUGAACGGCACGAAUUUUAUCAACACUGCGAUUUCAGCCUCAGAAGGCGGAAUUCCAUUCCCUCGCGUUCCAUCGUCGAGGACAAUGGUCAAUCUCAACCUGACACGUUUCCCAACCUUUUUCGGAUGCAAUAGCACGUCCGAGCCCGGUUCGCGGUCUCCUUUGGUCCUGUACCUCCCGAACACCGCCUGGACGCAGUACUCUAACUACAGCUACAUGCAAUCAUCCUUCACAGACAACCAAUUCGACCUGGUGAUGAACAACUCAUUCAAUGCCGCUACUUACGGCAACGGCACAAUCGACAAGACCUGGCCCGCGUGUCUCGCUUGUGCGGUGAUCAAGAAGAGUGUGAUCCGAGCAGGGCUGGAGCUACCAGAUGUCUGCAAUACAUGCUUCAAACGUCAUUGCUGGAAUGGAGACGAUGAUGAUUCUGUCGUGGCGCAGGCCACGAAAGAUCAGACUCCGAUUUUGGAUCCGGGGUUGAGCUUCUCCGAGUGGAAUAAGACUUGGUAUGCCAAGUAG